Gigantopelta aegis is the source of this 2377-nucleotide messenger RNA. Its product is annotated as putative ankyrin repeat protein RF_0381. The record is from RefSeq and is a predicted model, not a curated record. NCBI's taxonomy places the organism in Eukaryota, Metazoa, Mollusca, Gastropoda, Neomphalida, Peltospiridae. Gene Ontology annotation, molecular function: protein binding.
AUGAAAUCUCUGCGUGCAAUUUCAGUCAAGUAUUUCGACAUGGCGUUUUUGAACAAGACGAUUUUGUUGAUGACCUUAUUGAGGAACUUGGAGAGGAUAGUACUUUCCCAGAGGUACUUCAUAAAUCUGACACAACACAUGGUCUGUGUCCCCUCUUCUGGUCAAUGUUUUCCUCAUCACCUUUUGUUUGUCCAGAAACUCUUCAAACAUACAGAUUUUCAGGACCAUGAAUUACUCGAAAGUUUUCUUGGUUGUGUCAUAAAUGGCAAUACCAGAUCACUGGAUAUCCUAACCAAAUAUUCUGAAUCCAGUUCUGUCCUUGAUCGUGUUAAAUCAGCAACAAUUGGAGAUAUACUUCAAAACGAAACCAAUACUGGAAAACUGAUGAAAAAAUUGACAAAUGAGCAAGAUGACGGCUCUUCAUCCCAAAAUCCAUUCCCUGGUGACGAAAAUGAUGGCCUCCUUCAUUUGGCGUGCAUUCGUUCCCACAAGGAUGUGGUAGAAAGACUUUUGAAGUUAGGAUGUGCUGUGGAUGCCCUUGGUCAACUUGGAAGGACUCCUCUGAUGUACGCAAGCAGAGGUGGGGACCAUGAAGUCGCGGACAUAUUGCUCAAAGCUGGUGCCGACAUUAACAUCAUGGACGAAGAAGGAGCAUGCGCACUUCACCUCGCAGCUCGUGGCGGACAUUUACACGUCAUGAAAAUAUUCCUUGAAAACGGCGUCAACAUAAACGAAAAGGGAGAGCAUGGUAGAACGCCGUUGUUAUAUGCUUGCAGAUAUGGAUAUCCAGAAUUUGUAAAGUUUUGUCUCGAGAACGGAGGAGACACCUCAUUGAAGUGUGAUACAGAUUCCUGCUUACAUCUGGCUUGUAAAUCUGGGAAUCUUAAGACAGUGAAAAUUCUUCUCGAUAAGGACAUGGAUAUUAAUGAACCAGGGCAAUUUAGACGUACACCAAUAAUGUAUGCUUGUCGACACGGACACUUGGGUAUUGUCAACCAUAUGAGGUUGAAAGGAGCUGAUUUGAAAGUUGUAGACGAUCGGGGAGAAGACAUAUUUCACCUGUCUGUACUUAGUGGGAAUGUUGAUCUUGCAAAGGAAAUGCUGCCUCCUGAUGCAACCCGAGAUUCUGUAUGUGACUCACAGCACAGGUCACCAUUUGAAAAGGCAAGCGCAAUGGGACACUUUGACAUGAUCAAAUAUUUUAUUGACAACAAGAAGGAAUUAGUUCCAGUGCCAUUAUGUCUUAUUUCUGCCUGCUACAAUGGUCACAUGACAUUAAUCAAGAUGCUGAUUGAUAUGGUGGAUGAUAUCAAUGUAAAGGGUGAAAAGGGCCGAACAGCAUUGAUAAGGGCAUGUCUAGGAGGUCAGACAGAAACUGCAGAAUUACUUAUUUCCAAGAAAGCUGAUGUCCAACUUGUUGAUGACUAUGACAUUAGCAAUAUGCCUGUGAUACAGAGAAUAGAUUUGGUGAAGCUGCUGCUGAAGCAAGGAUUCACUGUGAACACUCCAUGUCAGAACGGGAUGACGUCUUUAAUGUGUGCCUGCAGACGAAACCAUAAAGAUCUUUUUGAAUUUCUCGCUGAAUAUGACAGAAAUGCGGUUCAUACACUAGAUACGUUUGGUUUAACGUGUCUUCAUCACAGCUGUGUUGGAAGACACGACAAUCAAGAAAUACUGGAAAUGCUGUUUGACCUUGGGAUGAAUAAUGUCAACUGUAGAGACGAUGGUUUGAAGACCCCAGCCAUGUAUGCGAGCAAGAAUGGUCUCACAAACAUACUUCACAGUCUUGUUGAACAUGGGGCUGACCUGAACCUCAAGGAUAAAAAUGGACAAACCUGUCUCCAUUAUGCUUGCUUUUCAAAGAAUGAGAAUACCAUUAGGUAUCUGGUUGGUUGCGGAGUUUAUAUUAACUGUGAGGACAACAAAAAGACGACACCUCUUAUGAAGGCCUGUUUCAGAGGAAAUCCUGUUGCAGUUGAUGUUCUGCUUGAAUUAGGUGCUGAUGCUAAAACGAUCUCACGAUUUCUUUUAAAACUAAUGAGUGUGUAUUGACAAGUACCCUAUUGCAAUUGUUAUGCUUGGUACGGUAACUUUUAACGCUAACAUUCAGAUUCCAUAGCAUUUUAAACAUUAUAAAUGUGUACAUAAUUUUAUUAACAAAUCUAUCUAUCUAUCUAUCUAUCUAUCUAUCUAUGUGCAUAUACAUAUAUACACUUCAAAAAAAGUAGGGGAACUGUAAGAAGAAUUUACAAUUGCCAAAAUUGUGAGGUAUAUUAGGCGUGGGGAAUGGUUACAUGAUAAUAGUGAAUUAAUUGGGCAAACAUUACAACAGGUAGUUGAGUAUUACAGUAGGUUUUAUGACCACCAAAGAUCUUGA